Messenger RNA from Megalops cyprinoides (Indo-Pacific tarpon), 4807 nucleotides. RefSeq names its product choline/ethanolaminephosphotransferase 1-like. Gene Ontology annotation, molecular function: ethanolaminephosphotransferase activity; diacylglycerol cholinephosphotransferase activity. Gene Ontology annotation, cellular component: Golgi apparatus; endoplasmic reticulum membrane. The transcript is spliced from 9 exons. Gene Ontology annotation, biological process: phosphatidylethanolamine biosynthetic process. The record is from RefSeq and is a predicted model, not a curated record. Lineage: Eukaryota; Metazoa; Chordata; Actinopteri; Elopiformes; Megalopidae. Bases 884 to 2185 code for a protein of 433 amino acids.
UUAACGGAUUCAGUUUUCAAAUAUAUGCAACAAUACGUUCUAGAUCUGUGGACAAGAUGUGCCACAGACAGAUUGCUAUUUGGCUAAUCCCACGAUAGAUUGAUAGUUUGCUCCGCGCAAAAUAAUUUUCGUCUGAGGCUGAGGUUUCUUCUGAGGUUUUUUUGCCUGUUUGCUCCAGCUAGCUCGCCACAGCACAAACAACACACAGAACAAACUGUCCACAUGAUAGCGAAAAAAUCUGACGUGCCGUUUUACUACAGGUUUAAGGUCAGCUCCUUAUCGACCGCGGUCAUCUAGCCAGCUACUAAUAUGAUCGUAUCUCUAUCACACACUCCACACUUUCUGGAUCUUUGCUUACUAGACAGUUGACGUCGACAACAGUGACAGACAAACCGGGCAACCUGUCAUCAUUUCGCUAAGGAAGAACGUGUUGCAGCGACCCGUUUCGCUGGUCAGUCUUCUCGCUUGGUUAGUAGAGCUUCUCGCUCGUUGUUGAACUGUGCGACGGAAGUGGCUGGCGUUUUCCGCCUGUCAGACUCCGGGUGCAGUGUGCUGGGGAAUUUCCAUCCGGUAUCAGCAAGUCCGGGCGAAAGAGCUCCUUGUGCCGAGGGAGACUGUUCAUACUUUGGUCGGUGCGCGGUCGGCGCUGUUAACUUGGGCAUCGGUGGACUAAAUCUCAUCAAACGUACCUGCGUUGUCAGGUUUUAGGUCUGCGCUGGGUGUUGUCGCUGUGAAGGAGACUCAGAGAAGUGAGGCCGACGCUUCGUUUGGGCUGGUUUAAAAUCUUACAAGGAUCAGUGUUCGGCCUCACAGUGGAUGUGCAGUGCCCGGUCGGGGGGGAGGUCGUUGUUGGCAGUGUGGGCGCAGGUGACCCGGGCUCUCCAUGAGUAGCAGCAGCGUGAGCCACCGCCCCAGCAGGGCACGCGGGGGCCGGGGUGGGGAUCCGGCUCCGGACGCAGCCUGCAGACCCACCCCCGGGGGUAGUGCCUGCGGCGGGGGAGGGGUCUGCAUUCUGAGCAAGCUGAUUCAGCUGCCUGCCCCGCCCCUCUCCCGCCACCAGCUGAAGCGGUUGGAGGAGCACCGGUACAGCAGCUCCGGCCGCUCCCUGCUGGAGCCGAUCAUGCAACGCUACUGGGAGUGGCUGGUCGGGCAGGUCCCCACGUGGAUCGCUCCCAACCUCAUCACCAUCGUGGGCCUGGUCAUCAACAUUGUCACCACCCUGGUGUUGGUCUACUACUGCCCCACUGCCACUGAACAGGCACCACUGUGGGCAUACCUGGCGUGUGCAGUGGGCCUUUUCAUCUACCAAUCAUUAGAUGCAAUCGAUGGGAAGCAGGCCCGACGCACCAACAGCAGCUCCCCACUGGGAGAGCUCUUUGACCAUGGCUGCGACUCCCUCUCCACAGUGUUUGUGGUUCUGGGCACGUGCAUCGCUGUGCAGCUCGGUACCAACCCUGACUGGAUGUUCUUCUGCUGCUUCGCUGGGAUGUUCAUGUUCUACUGUGCCCACUGGCAGACCUACGUGUCCGGCACCCUCCGCUUCGGCAUCAUUGAUGUGACAGAAGCGCAAAUCUUCAUUAUAAUCAUGUAUUUGCUGGCCGCCAUCGGAGGAUCGGCUUUUUGGCAGUCUUCGAUUCCAGUGAUUAACAUCCAGAUUAAAAUAGUGCCUGCCAUCUGCACUGUGGCGGGGGCCGUCUUCUCUUGCACAAACUACUUCCGGGUCAUAUUCACAGGAGGCGUAGGGAAAAAUGGAUCUACAAUAGCAGGAACGAGUGUCCUGACUCCAUUCUUUCAUAUCGGCUCUGUGAUAAUAUUGGCUGUUAUGAUCUACAAGAAAUCCACAGUCCAGCUCUUUGAAAAACACCCAUGUCUUUACAUUCUGGCCUUUGGCUUUGUGUCUGCCAAAAUCACUAACAAGUUAGUGGUUGCACAUAUGACAAAAAGCGAAAUGUACCUACAUGAUCUGGCCUUUCUUGGCCCAGGGCUGCUAUUUCUGGACCAGUAUUUCAACAGCUUUAUUGAUGAAUAUCUAGUCCUUUGGAUCGCUUUGGUUUUGUCCUUCUUUGAUCUGGUGCGUUACUGUGUCAGCGUCUGCAAUCAGAUCGCCUCCCACCUGCACAUCUGUGUCUUCAAAAUCAAGCCACCGACCACCCUCUCCAAUCAGCAUGGACAGAACCACCACUAGUGACUUUUCAUCUGUUUGUUGUUGUUUUUACUUUGUUGGGCAAAAUGAGUUGUGUUAUAUUUGAAUGAAUGUAAAACCAGUACAGCCAAUGUAAGAAUAUAAGAGGAAAAGAAUAAUUUAUUUCAAUCACUGUCUUGUGCAAUUCAGUUCAGUUGUGAGGCUUCUGGUCAAAAGUGAAAGAGGAAGGGUUUUUCUAUUUUGUUUUUUUUUGGUCAAAACCUGUUAUGUAGAUCUCUUUGCAGUUGGGGUUGGUGAGUUGGGGUUAGAGGGAAAAUUCCAGCCAUUGUUUGCUGUCAGUCUCCCACGUUUCAUACAGAAAUGAAACCGAAACAAGUAUUUCAGAAACAUUUUCUAGGUAGGAUAGGGUUUCAGUUCAUUUUAUAAUUUUUAUUUACAGGCAACUUUGAAGCACGUGACUGCUUUUGUUUUAUUUGUGUCAGAGCAAUAUAAGGAGUAGUGUCAGUAUUUCUUAAAAUCAUUCAGCAAUAUUGAUGUUUCAUGAGCGUUCAUUUCCACACGUGCAGCCCCCUGUAUUCUGGGUCAUUUUCUGUCUCUCCAUUUCAGUGUGCCAUUGCAGCUGUAUUUGUGUUCUGUAUGUAGACCUCUGAUCGUGGCCUGCUGGAUACCUGCUUUAUGCGGGAAUUAAUCCUUUAAGGAGAACAAAGACAAACCGUGCUGCUGACGGCUUCUCAUGUUUUGUGUUGUAUUCACUGGCACUGUUAUAAAUGCAGCUUAAUGGCCUGCCUUCUGCUGAAAAUGUUAGACAUGCAGUUACAAUGCCAUGUUUUGACCCAGGGAGGGGUUGUUGUGGUGAAAAUGACGUAUUAUUGUAGACAACAAAAAAAUGCAAAAAGGAGGUGAGGAAAGUAAUGUCUUAUCUUCUGUUUACAUACAUACAGGAUCAAUAUAGUUGAUGUUUCUGUUUGCUACUUAAACUCACUUAACACGGGUAGCUAAAAAUGUUAUGUUUCUUUGAUGUUUUUGUCUUCUUUACAUGAGAGAACCUGGACCUGUUUGACCAAUGCAUUCUCGAAUCUCAUGUAGGUAAAGGAAUACUAACCUUUUCCCAGUGCACGCGUUACGGCAGCAAUCUUGCCAAGAAUAAGCCCUUUCAAGACUAUACAGACGUCUUAAUAUGUGGUUGUACUACAUUCCUGUUUUCUUAAACAAACAUUUCCCCUGCCAUGACGUAUUGUGAAGUGAGGCUGUCACAAGUUAGUGUAGGGCAGCUCUCAGCACUUAAAACUGCCAGAUCCAGAUUUAGCACCCCUGUUUGUAGUAGAUCUUGAGUUCAGUUUGCCUGUGUUGUGUCUGUUAGAAGCCUUGGUUGGUGCCUGGUCACUGUUUAUAUCGCAUGCUCUUUGUUUUGGCAGAUUCUAGCUCUGCUUAACAACAUUCUGGCAGCUGUCUGAAAUAAUGAAAACUACGUAAAAUUUAAAAUAGUCAAAUUAUGUGGUUUGUGUUUGUAAAGAUUUUGUAUUUUUCAUUCCUGUUUGCAGCUUUCAUUGUGUUCUGUGUGCGCUUUUAUGGGUGGAUUCUCACCAUACAAUAGCUGGGCUUUGUUGGUUCAUUGUGAUUUUUAACCCUUUUAAUAGUACUGUAUUUGCAAAUAUUGAUCCCAGCUGUUACUUUGUUAUAUAAGUCUAUUACAUAGAUUGCCUGAGGUUUUUCUUUAUGUCUGUAAUUUUUUUGAUACAAUCUUCCUCAACAGAUAGUUAACGGUUGCCUUAAUACUUGAGUUGGUGUUUUUUCUUCAUUCUUGUUUGGCAUGUCCAGAUUGUUAGCAGUGAGUGUUGUCUUAACUGCCUCAACUGGGAAAGGCUAGUAUUAAAUUUAGUUGGACUAUUAAUCUCAGGUGUAAUAUGAUAUGUUAACUAGAAGCAAGCCAGGUUCAGUAGACAAUCUCUCCUCCACCAAUGCAAUCUCAGACACUCCUAAGAAAGCUGCUACCUGUAUUUGGUCUGGUUUUCUCUGUUCAUAACUGUCUUUGUGAUUCAGUAUGAAUUUGGUUGUUGUGUGUUACACUCCGGCUCCAUGAUCUUUCCCUUUGGUCUGUCUGAUGAUGUGUUUGCAGCAUCUUCUGCAAGUAUUAGAGAGAGAAUGUGCAUGUAACAUUACCUAAUUGAUUUUUUCCAGCUUGGAAGAAGUAUGAUUGUUUCUGUAUCUGCUGCCAUAAGUCUUGCCAUUACUAUAUCUUAAUGCACCAAGUUAGAAAUGUACCUACCUGUCCAUUUUCCAUCUUAGAACAUGCGCUGUGAAUGUUACCGUUUGUUUCUGUAAGUGGCAUACAUAUGUUGGGGUGCAGCUGAAGAGUUCUAAUCCAGCCGUGAGUAUUUGGGAGAGGUUCAUUAAGAUUUCCUUUCACAUGUUAUUUCUCCUCAAUGUAUGUUAUAGUUUUUGUCUGCCCAAAUGUAAGCUACAGAGUAUAUAACAAGAAAUUAAAAUUGUAUUUAACAACUGGGUGCACAGUUCUAAGACACACUGCCUUUAGCUAUAUGAAUAUAACCAAAGCUGUUAAGACUUCUGCUUAGGUAUCAUCACAGUACAGUCUGAUUAAACUCACUGAAUAUCACUCAUGAAGAGAAUCAUUUCCUCAUUAACUUUGCUUUUUUUAUUUAUUCC